Molecule: messenger RNA, 1215 nt
Organism: Geodia barretti
Lineage: Eukaryota; Metazoa; Porifera; Demospongiae; Tetractinellida; Geodiidae
Source: the annotation of a GenBank genome assembly
AUGCCAGAAGCUAAAGGCCCUCUGGACGGUAUACGCGUCAUUGACCUUGGUCGGCACCAGGCCGGCCCCCGCUGCGCCCAGGUUUUGGCCCGUUUGGGUGCCGAAGUCAUCAAGGUGGAACGCCUCGGAGGCGAGGAGACCCGCUACCACGCACCCUGGGUCCGCAAGCAGUCCGCCUACUGGGUUCAGUACAACAGCGGCAAGAAGAGCCUGAGCAUCGACCUCCGCAAGGAGGACGGCAAGGAAGUCCUCCGCAAGCUGGUCAAGGUUUCCGAUGUCCUGCUGCAGAACUUCCGCCCCGGCACCAUCGACACCAUGGGUUUCGGGUACGAUGUUCUCUACGAACUGAACCCACGCAUCAUCAUGGUCAACGUUUCCGCCUACGGCCAAUUCGGCCCUUACCGGGAACAGAUCGGCUACGACCCCAUUGGCCAGACCAUGUCCGGAAUCGCCAUGGUGACCGGUGAGGAGGGAAUGCCUCCCAUCCGCGCCGGCGUACCCAUCAUCGACCGCACAACCGCGCUCCACGCUGCCAUUGGAACCCUGGCUGCCCUCCAUGAGCGCGAGACCUCCGGCGUUGGUCAGACCAUUGACGCCUGCUUGGCCGACACCGGUUACAGCUAUACCGAAAUUCCCAUCACUGCCUACCACGGCGCCGGCAUCGAACCCAGGCGCGGCGAGUCCGCAGCCCCUCCGUCGGGCACCUACCCCUGCAAGGACGGUUGGGUGCUGAUCUCCGCUGGCGACCAGCACCACUGGCAUCGCGUCUGUAACGCCCUUGGCAAGCCCGAGUGGCUGGAGGACCCCCGGUUCACCACCCGCCACGAGCGCGGCGCCAACGGUGAAUUGGUCAACCAGGCCAUGCAAGACCUGAUGGCCGACAUGACCAUGCGUGAAGCCAUCGCGCACUUCACUCACCACGACGUGGUUGCCGCCCCCGUCAACACCAUCGCCCAGGCCGCGGCCGACCCGCAUCCGUGGGAGCGUCGCGCAAUGGUUGAGGUGGACGACUGGUUGGCUGGUUCCAUCGCGGUCUCCGGCGACUUCUGGCACUUCAGCCGCACGCCUGCCGUGAUCGGCACUACCCCACAGGUGGGAGAGCACAACGAAGACGUGCUCACCGGCAUCCUCGACUACACCGAGGACCAAGUCCAGGCAAUGUACGAGGCCAACGUCAUCGGCACCUUCCACCACUACGACGAAGUCCCCGGCUAA